UAAGGAACCAAGCAACAUCCUUGUGCUGACCACGGCCCCCCGCCGCCGCCGCCGACGCCGACGCCCGCACCCGGCGGCGACUCGCAAACCCGCGCACUUUUCACCAUCCGUUGCUGCGAAAUUCCGGUGGCAGUGAAUGAAUGUUGGCCGCUUCAUUCCGCGGCGGCAAUCGAGCUUCCCUCCCGAGCUCCUUCCCGAUCAAACGCCCUCGAGGCGCCGCGACCUGCAACCGCCCACCGCCUCCGACCCUCUCGAUGGCAGGCGGAGAGCCGCCGGCGGAGGCCGGCGAGGAGAGGGUCCACGUCCACUACGACCACGUCCUCCCUUCCAGACACGAGCGGUGGACGGCGAGGGAGAGCUUCGAGUUCAUGCACAACAGGCCCUGGCAAGAAGUUCGGGACUUCUACUCCGACGUCGUCGAUGGGCGGUCAUCGCUCUCCGAGCUGUUCGGGGCCGAGAGAUCUCUUGUUCAUGAUGCUACCGAAAUUCCAGAGGCUUGUGAGAAGUCUGGACUAGACAGUCUUCCAGGAGGAAAAAGGUCUGGCAGAUGGGAAAGAAGAACAUACAAGAUUGUCCUUACUUAUCAUGGUGGUUCUUUUGAUGGUUGGCAAAAGCAGCCUGGCUUAAACACUGUCCAGGGCUCAAUAGAAAGAUCUCUUGGGGAUUUUGUGGAUGAGAAGAAAGCUAAGCUCCUAAAGGACAAGUCCUUGCCAGUGGAGGGCUGUGCUUUGGUUGCUGGGCGUACCGAUAAGGGAGUAACAGCUUUGGGGCAAGUCUGUUCAUUCUAUACAUGGAGAAAGGAUGUUGAACCUCAACAUAUUGAACUUGCCAUUAAUACUGCAGCACCAGGGAGACUCAGGGCUAUAUCUGUUUCUGAGGUAUCACGUUCAUUCCAUCCCAAUUUCUCUGCAAAGUGGAGGCGUUAUUUGUAUAUAUUUCCUUUCAAUGAUGGAGAAAAUGGGGAGGCAAGGGAGGGGACUACAGAGCAUGUUGACAAAAUGAGUUCAAAAGCUAAUAGUGCAUGCAGAAGCAAUGGAUUUGGGAAUGAUAUUGAUAAUGAGGAUCUUCAGAGUUUAAUCUUAUCUGACAAGGAUGAGGAUUUUGAAGGUGGAAAUAAACAAGUGAGCUUUGAAGUUAGUCGGGUGAAUCAAUUUUUGCAGCUUCUAGAAGGGAAAUUAUUGUCAUACAAGAUGUUUGCUCGAGAUACUAAGGCCUCAAGAAAUAUUGGCCCACCAACAGAAUGUUUCCUGUAUCAUGCUCGUGCUGCUUUGGGCAGAUUAAAAGGCACGGAUUGCCAAGAAGGAAGAAAAGUUAUGUUCAUUGAGCUGGUUGCUAAUCGAUUCCUUCGGAAGAUGGUUCGGGUUCUUGUUGCGACAUCAAUAAGAGAAGCAGUGGCAGGUUCAGAGGAGGAUGUGUUGAUGAAGCUGAUGGAUUCAACAUGUAGACGGGCGACUGCUCCUCCAGCUCCUCCUGAUGGCCUGUGUCUCGUUGAUGUCGGGUAUACAGAUUUCAAUCCGAAAACUUGCCUCAUUAAGGGAUCUUGAACUUGAUAUCCAUGUUGGGUCAUUAAACAACCAAAUCAUUCUUGAUAUAGACAGGCAUUUUCGUAUUCCAUUUUCCUUGCAAUUCUGCGGUUGGGGACAGAUAUUUGUUAGUUUUGAUCCUAUCAAAUUCUCAUGCUUCAUAUGAUUGUCGACAAAGAGAACCACCAUCAGAGAAAUUGAUUUUUAGAUA
Molecule: messenger RNA, 1734 nt
Organism: Eucalyptus grandis
Lineage: Eukaryota; Viridiplantae; Streptophyta; Magnoliopsida; Myrtales; Myrtaceae
Product: tRNA pseudouridine synthase A
Exons: 9
Coding region: 141-1544 (467 amino acids)
Biological process (GO): tRNA pseudouridine synthesis
Molecular function (GO): RNA binding; pseudouridine synthase activity
Source: RefSeq, a predicted model, not a curated record